GGAGCGGCCGUGGGGGCGCACGGCGGCGGGCCGUGCAGUGCAUUGCUCACGGUGCAUCGCCUGCGUCGCCCGCGGUGCGGUGCCGGGAGGCGCCGCCGCCGCCAUGUCGGCGGAGCUGCCUUGCUGCGUGGUCAGCGUCGGCGACGGCCCCGAGCCCUGCAGCUGCAGCGGGGUCAUCCUGUGCCGCGGCCCCGGGCUGGUGCUGUGCCACGCCGCCGUCUUCUCGCCCUUCCUGCAGCCCGGCCCGGAGGCCUGGUCCCGCCACGAGGCCCUGCCGGCCUCCGUCCUGCCGCCUGGCCUCCGCGUCCGCGUCCUGCACGCCGCUCCCAAGCUUGACACCCCGCCUGCCCUGCAGGAGCACGAGGCCCGGCCUCUCGCAUUAACACGCUGCGAGGCCUUCGCCCAGGCACUCACAGGGGUGGCGGCGAGCUGGUGCAGCGGCGGGGAGGCCGAGGGGGAGGCCGAGAGGGAGGCUGCCGCCGUCUUGCCCUGGUUCGCUUGGCUGCGGGUGCCCGGCCUCGACGCGCCGGGCGGAGGCUGGACGCCCUGGUCCUCCGCCGGCGACCUCCGCAAGGGCGCGGCGCUGCUGGCCUGCGGCUCGCCCUUCGGCGCCCUCUGCCCCGACCUCUUCCUCAACACCCUGAGCGGCGGCGUGCUGAGCAACGCGGCCGGCGAGGGCAACGCGCUGCUGCUGACGGACGCCCGCUGCCUGCCCGGCACCCAGGGCGGCGCCGUCCUCGUCGGCCCCGCGCCCUCCCGGCCCCGCGUGGUGGCCGUCAUCGCCGCCACCUCCUGCGGCGCCGGCGGGCCGGGGCUGGCGCUGCUCUGCUCGCUGCACGCCGUCCUGCAGAGCAGCCGCAGCCUCCUGCGGCAGCUCGGGGAGGCCCCCGCCCCGCCGGCCCCGCCGGCGGCGGUGCCCGGAGCCGCGCCGCUGGGCUGCGUGGCGCUGGUGGAGAGCGGCGGCGCCUGGGGCUCGGGCACGCUGCUGGCCCCGCGCCUGCUGCUCACCUGCCGGCACGUGCUGCAAGCCGGCGCCACGACGCGCGUCACCCUGCGGCCCCACGGCAGCCGGGCCACCGUCCUGCAGGCUCGCCUGGUGUUCGCCACGGCCGAGGCGUCCCCCUUCGACGUGGCCGUGCUGCAGCUGCAGGAGCGCGCCCCUGGCUUCCAGCCCCCCCGCCUGGCCUCUGCCUUCCAGCCCGGGGAGGCGGUGCUGGCGCUGGGUUUCGGGGCGCUGGGCCGGGCGUGCGGCCCCUCGGUGACCGGGGGGGUGCUGUCGGCCGUGGUGGGGGCCCCCCCGGUCAUGCUGCAGAGCACCUGCGCCGUGCACGCCGGCUCCAGCGGCGGCCCCCUCCUCGCCGCCAGCGACGGCCGCCUGCUGGGGAUCGUGGCCAGCAACGCGCGGGACAACGCGGCGGGGGCCACCUACCCCCACCUCAACUUCUGCGUCCCCGUCACGCUGCUGCAGCCCCCCCUCGCCCGAUACCUCCGCACCGGGGACCCCGCUGCCUUCGCCCCACUCGAUGCAGGGGACGAGGGGGCACGGGCAGCCUGGAGGCUGCAGCAGCGGCCCCCCAGCAAGCUGUGACCCUCCCCCACCCCCCAAAAAACUGGGGGGCUGUUUCUAUAAAGACUGCGACUCAA
Messenger RNA from Cygnus atratus (black swan), 1644 nucleotides. It is a transcript of the gene TYSND1, whose product is annotated as trypsin like peroxisomal matrix peptidase 1. Lineage: Eukaryota; Metazoa; Chordata; Aves; Anseriformes; Anatidae. The transcript has 4 exons. Gene Ontology annotation, biological process: regulation of fatty acid beta-oxidation; protein processing. The coding region runs from base 104 to 1588 and encodes 494 amino acids. Gene Ontology annotation, molecular function: serine-type endopeptidase activity. The record is from RefSeq and is a predicted model, not a curated record. Gene Ontology annotation, cellular component: peroxisome.